Molecule: messenger RNA, 861 nt
Organism: Peronospora matthiolae
Lineage: Eukaryota; Oomycota; Peronosporomycetes; Peronosporales; Peronosporaceae
Source: the annotation of a GenBank genome assembly
AUGCAUCUCGUGAGUGCAAGUCUCUGUCUCUUCAACCAAAAGAUCGCUUCCAACUCAAAAACGUUUCGAUUAAACGAGUUUGUAGCCAUGUCGAUAAGCGACAAGGAGGACGGCAAGAAUAACGAGACACGUCUCCGCGAAGGUUUCGUACUUAAUGCGAGUACGAGUUUACUGGAGACACCCUAUCAAGAAGAAAUUAUCUACCGACGCGCCUAUGCAGAGACCCCAUUCAUGACGUCCAGCUUCGAUUCGCACACAGACGAUGAUUUUACGAUGCUACCGUCAGAUAAAUUCCUGUUCACCACCAGUCCAGCUUCGCUGCAAGACCUAGAUGAUGGCUCUUCGAAUGUGCUGGGUCUUGGCUCUGUGCACAACAGUCCGAUGGAUUGCAGUCUUGAUGCUGAAAAUCUAAAUGAUACAGCGGUGAAAGGAGUGACUCAUUCGCGAGAGCUCGUGCCUACGGAAGAAGUGCCGGUUGCCGUGGAGGUUGCGUAUCAUCGAGUAAAUCCCAUGUUCGAGUCCUGCGAGCCCCCCACAAUUAUUUUCUGUAACAUUUACAAGGCUAUGGAAGCACGAGACAUUAAUUUCUCGUGCAGUCCUGAUUGGACGAUUGUGGCCCAUGCGUUGGUUGCGGCGGAAGAAGUUUGCUUCAGUGUACAACUACACCGCUUGGCGAUGACGUCAUUUAUUCGCGUGGACUUUACUUUGCGCUUGGGUGAUGAACUCAAAUUUCUCAGAUUGACUGACUCCAUCCGCAAAGAGUGCAGAUCAAUAGACAGGGACAUGAUGGGACUGCCUGAACUGAGCUUUGACAUUAUGGCAGAUUGGUCGGCUCCUGAGGAUUUCUUUUUGAAUCUCUAG